Bursaphelenchus okinawaensis is the source of this 823-nucleotide messenger RNA. NCBI's taxonomy places the organism in Eukaryota, Metazoa, Nematoda, Chromadorea, Rhabditida, Aphelenchoididae. The record is from the annotation of a GenBank genome assembly.
AUGGGAGCUCAGGCGUCGUCGGCUCAGGCGCAAAUGCAGCAGGAGCACGAUCCAAACGCUGCCUUCCCGUGGUGGACAAGGUUCCUGGCCAAAGGUCUGGGCAUCUUCGGCGGAUUUAUCGCCAUGUUCUUCGGGAUUUUGGGAUUGCUCAGCUUCAGCGCAACGUGUAUUGCCGCUGUUCUACUUCAAUUGUAGGUUUUUUGCUAGUUUUAUUCUUGUUUUAGGUAAUAUCAAGGCCUGAAGGAUUUCUGGUAGUUUGCUGGCUUUAUCUUUCGCCUAAUACUCGUUCUAAAUUUGUAAAAAGCGGAGAGUAUUGUGAUCAUGGAUGUUUAUGUUUCAGAGCUGCCGGUUUCUUAACAGUAGCCUUAGAAGCACCGUUCUGCUGUUCUUUCCUCGACUUUUUUGAGCGGAUAUCGCAGUUCAGUGAAUCGCGCGCCUUCUGGCAGAAAGCCGCUUUAUACAUGGGCAUGGGCGCCGUACCCAUCCUGAUGUGCCCAGAACUUAACACUAUUUUGGGAGCUGGAACGAUCUUCGCUUCCGGAUGUGUUUAUGGAUUCAUGGCUCUUGGCAAAAAGUAAGUUUUUAAUCGUUUUAUAACGUUAUCUUUGAAAAAUAGGUAAUAAACAAGUCUAAAAUAGCCUUAUAGCGCUGUUCUGUAUGCCUUUGAGUCAAUGUUUGCGCAAGUUUUGAUAUAAAAUAUGAAAACUUAAUUGAUAUUGCCUUCAGAGCCGACAGGAAUCAAAUGAUGGGAGCCGGAAGUACCGAUCCCGCUUGGAACGCCAGCGUACCAUCUGGUGCUCCACAAGCCUUCAAUCAACCAUGA